AUGGAGAACCAUGUGGACCCUGCUGAUAUGCCCUACAUAAGGAGUCAGGCCAUAAGCACCAUUCAUUUCCGGGAUACAUUCUGCUGGAACUAUACUAAAAAUGGACAGUAUACAAUCAAAUCAAGAUAUUGGGUAGCUCGGAACUUACUAAAGGCUGAUGAAGAGAAGGAGGUCCUUGAACCUAGUAUAACAAAGCUCCAAGCCUUUGCUUGGAAGACAAAAGCUCCUCAAAAGAUUUGUCAUCUUAUAUGGCAACUGAUAACUGGUUAUGUUGCAGUGACAAGGAAUCUGGCCAGAAACGAUAAACUCUUUAGGGAAAUUGACAGGGUUUCUUUGGAGCUAGUCCGAUACGCGGAGAGUGAGUGUCAAGCCUGGUUUAACACAAAUGAGAUAAUACCAACAGCUCCACAAGCCCUUAAUAUUGAAGAACUUCAAGUUGUAAGCUUGAGUAAUAUCUGCAUGAUUGAUGGGUCAUGGACAUCUACUGCACAGUUUAGUGGAUAUGGAUGGGUCUGGCUUGAUUGUUUGGGGAAGAUUCAACUUAUGGGGACACAGAAUUAUAUUCGAAGAGAGUAUGCCUUACAUUCAGAGAUGGAAGCACUGAGCUGGGCGAUGGAGAGUAUGCUCCAGCAUUCGACUUGUCAAAGUUUUGGAACGGACUGCAAGGAUUUGAUUGCAAUGAUCAACGAGCCUUAUGUUUGGCCGAGCUUUGCGACAAAAUUGGAGAGGAUAGAGACUCUCAAGAUAAGCUUCCCGAGAUUACUCAUAUUCCACGAGCGCAGAAUCAGACUUCAGAUUUCUUAG
This is a messenger RNA of Brassica napus (rape), 804 nucleotides long. RefSeq lists its product as uncharacterized. Lineage: Eukaryota; Viridiplantae; Streptophyta; Magnoliopsida; Brassicales; Brassicaceae. The record is from RefSeq and is a predicted model, not a curated record. Gene Ontology annotation, molecular function: nucleic acid binding; RNA-DNA hybrid ribonuclease activity. The coding region runs from base 1 to 804 and encodes 267 amino acids. The transcript is spliced from 2 exons.